Molecule: messenger RNA, 997 nt
Organism: Heteronotia binoei (common prickly gecko)
Lineage: Eukaryota; Metazoa; Chordata; Lepidosauria; Squamata; Gekkonidae
Gene: HDIP1
Product: chromosome 14 C16orf87 homolog
Exons: 4
Coding region: 85-549 (154 amino acids)
Source: RefSeq, a predicted model, not a curated record
GGGGCGGCGCGCGGCCGGCCCCUGGGGAAGGGAGCGCGAGGGCGGCGCAGCUGGCAGCUGCUGCGGCUUUGCAGCCCAGGGAGCAUGUCCGCAGGCCGGGCCAAGAAAGUGAAGAUGGCCACCAAGUCCUGCCCGGAGUGCGACCAGCAGGUUCCCGUUGCGUGCAAAUCCUGUCCUUGUGGUUAUAUAUUUAUUAGUCGCAAGCUCUUGCAUGCAAAACGGUCGGAGAGACUGCCGCCCUCUGCAGAUAGCAGGGGUGAAGCAAAAAGAAGGCGGACAGAAAGAGUUAAAAGAGAGAGGAUAAACUCGGUGAUUAACAAAGACUUGGAAAACCGGAGAAGGUCACGAUCCAACAGCUGUUCAGAUCACAGUAGGAGAGGAAGGGGGCGACCGAAGACUACCACAGCCAAAAAGCAUGAAGAAGAAAGAGAAAAACAAGAGAAAGAAGUUGACAUGUAUGCAAACCUCUCGGACGAAAAGGCUUUUGUGUUUUCGGUGGCCUUGGCAGAAAUAAACAGAAAAAUCAUCAACCAAAGACUGAUUCUCUGAUUAUCUCUUCGGCUCAGAUGCUGUCAGCGGCACAGAAGCCGAGUACUGGAUUUCAGAUAUUUGGUGACCUCUUGAACAGCAAAUCCUCUCAUCUCUGUCGAUGGAGGAGAGAGAGGGCAGGUCAUACAGUUUCCUGGUUGAAAUUCUGCUGUGGACGGUGGUUUUGGAAAUCUACAGACUGUUAUUGAACCAGCUGUCUGCCGAGAAGCAAAGCAUUUAGCACUUCACCUACAGUGGAAGGAAACAAAAGCGAAAUCCUUUAAAUUCUGCAAAGACAACUACUUCAAGAAUGCACGCAGUUAUGGACUGUUAUUUUUCCUUCUGGAUUCGCUGCCCAAAAUGCAAUAUCUUAAUUAACUUAAAUUUCCUCUAUGACAUCGAUUUCCAGCUCUUUGAAGCUUACCUGUGUAUAGUUCUAAUCUUUUAAUAAAUCGGUAUUUUAUGGACA